Messenger RNA from Urocitellus parryii (Arctic ground squirrel), 4628 nucleotides. It is a transcript of the gene Kif7, whose product is annotated as kinesin family member 7. Gene Ontology annotation, cellular component: microtubule associated complex. Gene Ontology annotation, biological process: microtubule-based movement; mitotic spindle organization; spindle elongation. NCBI's taxonomy places the organism in Eukaryota, Metazoa, Chordata, Mammalia, Rodentia, Sciuridae. The record is from RefSeq and is a predicted model, not a curated record. Gene Ontology annotation, molecular function: ATP binding; microtubule motor activity; microtubule binding.
CUCCCGCCUCCGCCCCCAGAACCCGGGCGGGCGGAGUUGCGGGUGAGAGGAGGGAUGUUUUGGGGGGCGGGGGUCCCGAUGACGGCAUCUGAACGCGCCGCGCCGGGGCGUGGACCCUGACUGCGCUGCCCCGACUGCCCCGGCACCCAAGCAGGUUGAAUCCCAAGAGCAGUGGGAAGCCUUUUCUGGGGGGUCACAUUUAAGCAGGUCUUGGAGCAGCUCUCCAUCAACAUGGGACUGGAGUCCCCAAGGCUUCCAGGGGCUGAGGAGGCCCCUGUGAGGGUGGCCCUGAGAGUUCGUCCACUGCUACCCAAGGAACUGUUACAUGGGCAUCAGAGCUGCCUGCAGGUGGAGCCAGGGCAUGGUCGAGUCACCCUGGGGCGUGAUCGUCACUUUGGCUUCCACGUGGUGCUAGCAGAAGAUGCUGGGCAAGAGGCUGUGUAUCAAGCCUGUGUGCAGCCCCUCCUUGAGGCUUUCUUUGAGGGCUUCAAUGCCACCGUCUUUGCCUAUGGUCAGACAGGCUCUGGGAAGACCUAUACUAUGGGAGAGGCCAGUGUGGCCUCCCUGCAUGAGGAUGAACAGGGCAUCAUCCCAAGGGCCAUGGCUGAAGCCUUCAAGCUUAUUGAUGAGAACGACCUGCUGGACUGUCUGGUCCACGUGUCCUACCUGGAAGUGUAUAAGGAGGAGUUCCGAGACCUGCUGGAGGUGGGCACUGCGAGCCGUGACAUCCAGCUUCGGGAAGAUGAUCGGGGGAAUGUUGUGCUGUGUGGGGUGAAGGAAGUGGACGUGGAGGGCCUGGACGAGGUGCUGAGCCUCCUGGAGAUGGGCAACGCAGCGCGCCAUACAGGGGCCACGCACCUCAAUCGCCUUUCCAGCCGCUCACAUACUGUUUUCACCGUGACCCUGGAGCAGCGGGGGCGUGCCCCCAGCCGCCUACCCCGACCUGCAGCAGGCCAACUGCUUGUUUCCAAGUUCCACUUCGUGGAUCUGGCGGGCUCAGAGAGGGUCCUCAAGACAGGCAGCACAGGCGAGCGGCUCAAAGAGAGCAUCCAGAUCAACAGCAGCCUGCUGGCGCUGGGCAAUGUCAUCAGCGCCUUGGGGGACCCCCAGCGCCGAGGCAGCCAUAUCCCCUACCGCGACUCCAAGAUCACCCGGAUCCUCAAAGACUCGCUGGGCGGGAACGCCAAAACAGUGAUGAUCGCCUGCGUCAGCCCCUCCUCCUCCGACUUCGACGAGACCCUUAACACCCUCAAUUAUGCCAGCCGCGCCCAGAACAUUCGCAACCGCGCUAUGGUCAACUGGCGGCCGGAGGCCGAGCGGGCACCUGAGGAGGCGGUGGCGGGUGUGCGGGGGCCACCACGCCACCGCUCCGAGACGCGCAUCAUCCACCGCGGCCGGCGAGCGCCGGGCCCCGCAGCCAGCUCCGCAGCGGCAGCCGCCCGCCUGGGCGCCGAGUGCGCACGCUACCGGGCGCGCACCAACGCCGCCUACAGCCUCUUGCGCGAGCUGCAGGCUGAGCCGGGUCUGCCUGGCGCUGCCGCCCGCAAGGUGCGCGACUGGCUGUGUGCGGUGGAGGGCGAGCGCAGCGCCCUGAGUUCCUCUUCUGGGCCGGACAGCGGCAUCGAAAGUGCCUCAGCAGAGGACCAGGCGGCUCAGGGACCUGGAGGGCGAAAGGCGGCAGAGAGCCAGGAAGAUGAGGGGGCACAGCAGCUACUGAACCUGCAGAGUCAGGUGGCACGGUUGGAGGAGGAGAACCGGGACUUUCUAGCUGCACUGGAGGAUGCCAUGGAACAGUACAAACUUCAGAGUGACCGGCUGCGUGAGCAGCAGGAGGAGAUGGUGGAGCUGCGCCUGCGGCUAGAGCUGGUGCGGCCUGGAUGGGGGACUCCAGGGCUCCUGCAGGGCCUGCCUCCUGGGUCCUUUGUUCCUCGGCCUCACACAGCACCUCUGGGGGGUGCCCACAUACAUGUGCUGGGCAUGGUGCCUCCUGCCUGCCUUCCUGGAGAUGAAGUUGGCUCUGAGCAGUGGAGUGAGGUGACAAAUGGCAAGGAGGCUAGAGCUGAGUUGCCAACUGAGGCAGACAGACUGGGCAGUGGCUCUUCAGCAGCAUCAGAGGAGGAAGUGGAGGAAGAGGAGGAGCCGCCCACACAGACCUUGCACCUGCGCAGAAAUGGGAUCAGCAAUUGGAGCCAGAGGGCGGGGGUUCGCCCAGGGAGCCCACCAGACAGGAAGGGCCCAGAGCCUCACCUUGGAGAACUGGAUGCUGCCAUUCCAGGGCCCAGAGCAGUUGGUGGGAGCAAGGCCCCAAUUCAGAGCCGCCAGGCCCUUGCCGCCAUGGCCUCUGAAUGGCGGCUGGCCCAGGCCCAGCAGAAGAUCCGGGAGCUGGCCAUCAAUAUCCGCAUGAAGGAGGAGCUCAUAGGCGAGCUGGUCCGCACAGGAAAGGCAGCCCAGGCCCUGAACCGCCAGCACAGCCAACGCAUCCGGGAGCUGGAGCAGGAGGCAGAGCGAGUGCGGACUGAGCUGAGUGAAGGCCAGAGACAGCUGCGGGAGCUGGAGGGCAAGGAGCCCCAGGAUGCUGGCGAGCGGUCCCGGCUCCAGGAGUUCCGCAAGAGGGUUGCAGCAGCCCAGAGCCAGGUGCAGGCAUUGAAGGAGAAGAAGCAGGCAACAGAGCGGCUGGUGUCGCUGUCAGCCCAGAGUGAGAAGCGGCUGCAGGAGCUGGAGAGAAAUGUGCAACUCAUGCGGCGGCAGCAGGGCCAGCUCCAGAGGCGACUUCGUGAGGAGACAGAGCAGAAGCGGCGCCUGGAGACAGAGAUGCACAAGCGGCAACACCGUGUCAAGGAGCUGGAGCUGAAGCAUGAGCAGCAGCAAAAGAUCCUGAAGAUCAAGACAGAAGAGAUUGCAGCCUUCCAGAGGAAGCGGCGCAGCGGCAGUAAUGGCUCCGUGGUCAGCCUGGAGCAGCAGCAGAAGAUAGAGGAGCAGAAGAAGUGGCUGGACCAGGAGAUGGAGAAGGUGCUGCAGCAGCGACGGGCACUGGAGGAGCUGGGGGAGGAGCUCCAUAAGCGGGAGGUCAUCCUGGCUAAGAAGGAGGCCCUGAUGCAGGAGAAGACGGGGCUGGAGAGCAAGCGCCUGCGGUCCAGCCAGGCCCUGAAUGAAGACAUUGUGCGAGUGUCAAGCCGGCUGGAACAUCUGGAGAAGGAGUUGUCCGAGAAAAGCGGGCAGCUGCGACAGGGUAGUGCCCAGAACCAGCAACAGAUCCGAGGGGAGAUUGACACCCUGCGCCAGGAGAAGGACUCUCUGCUGAAGCAGCGCCUGGAGAUUGACAGCAAGCUGAGGCAGGGUAGCCUGCUGUCACCCGAGGAGGAGCGGACACUCUUCCAAUUGGAUGAAGCCAUAGAGGCCCUGGAUGCUGCCAUCGAGUACAAGAAUGAGGCCAUCACGUGUCGCCAGCGGGUGCUGCGGGCCUCAGCCUCCUUGCUGUCCCAGUGUGAGAUGAAUCUCAUGGCCAAGCUCAGCUAUCUGUCAUCCUCAGAGACCAGAGCCCUGCUCUGCAAGUAUUUUGACAAGGUGGUGACACUGCGAGAGGAGCAACACCAGCAGCAGAUCGCCUUCUCAGAGCUGGAGAUGCAGCUGGAGGAGCAGCAGAGGCUGGUGUACUGGCUGGAGGUGGCCCUGGAGCGGCAGCGCCUGGAGAUGGACCGCCAGCUGACCCUGCAGCAGAAGGAGCAUGAGCAGAACGUGCAGCUGCUCCUGCAGCAGGGGCGGGACCACCUCGGCGAAGGGUUAGCAGACAGCAAGAGGCAAUACGAGGCCCGGAUUCAAGCCCUGGAGAAGGAACUGAGCCGCCACAUGUGGAUAAACCAGGAGCUGAAACAGAAGCUCAGUGGGGGGAAUGCUGCCGUCCAGAGCAGGGGUGGGGAGAGGAAGAGCCUCUGCCUGGACAACAGAUCAGGGCCUGGAGGCGAAGACGGGCUCCACGCAGCAGUACCUGAGCUUCUCUGGCAGUCCUCCCUCCUGGAAGGGGUCCCCCGUGCCCGGGAGGAGCCUCGGGACUUGGUCCACGCCCCAUUACCCCUAACAUGGAAACGCUCCAGCCUGUGCAGCGAGGAGCAGGGCUCCCCCGAAGAGCCAAGGCCACGGGAGGCACCAGAGCCCCUGGUUGGGCGGGUGCUCUCUGUGGGUGAAGUGGGGCUGCCCUGGAACUUUGGACCUUUGUCCAAAUCCCGAAGGGAGCCAAGAAGAGCCAGCCCAGGGAUGAUCGAUGUCCGGAAAAACCCCCUGUAGGACCUUGGGACCUUGCCUCAGAGAGACAUUCCCAUCCCACUAAAGAUGCAAUUGCCUGCAGUUUGCUUCUGUGGAGGACAGCCCUUACCUCACUACCUGAAUCCAGGUCCUCAUGAUUAAUUGGAGUCAACAGAUUUGGGCCACAGCCCAAAAGAACUGGUCUUUUAACCUUUUUUCUGGGGUACUAGAGAUCAAACCAAGGGCCUUGUGCAUGCUAAGCAUGCACUCUUCCACUCAUUUUUUAAUAUUUUGUAAAUUCUGCAGGGUGAGGUGGUACACACCUAUAAUUCUAGCAGUUCAAAAGGCUGAUGCAAGAGACUUACAAGUUCAAAGCCAGCCUCAGCAAC